AUGGACGUCCCAAUAGCCUCGCUCCCGGGCCUUGCAUCGCAGCACAAGCACCUAUUUGCAAAAGCAGGCAUCCUAUUCCAACCAGACGUCUGGCUUACUGCACCCUCGGAUAUCGCAAAAAAGGUCAAACUCCCCAUAGACGACGUUCAAGCGGCCAUAGACGCGUUGUGUGCUGCCACUGUAAUGAUGCCAAAGCUCCUAGGAGAUAUCAAAGAGGAGCCAUCGUUCUUUACAACAGGAGACGAUAAGCUCGACAAGGCCCUAAGAGGUGGGAUCCGAAUGGGAGCACUGACAGAAAUCGCUGGGGAGUCGGCUUCUGGAAAGACUCAGCUCGCGCUGCAACUCGCGCUAAUGGCCCAACUACCAGGCGCUGAACGUGGCGUUGACUCUGGUGUCGCCUACUUUACAACCACGUCCGCACUCCCAGUGCGCCGACUCACCGAGCUAGCAAAGUCGCAUCCACUGCUCCGCCAGAAGGACGCCAAAAGCCUGACAGACAACGUUCACACUUGCCUGACAUCUACCGUCCCUGCGCUAAUUAGCGUUCUCAAGCACGCUCUUUCAGCUCUCAUCGGGCAAGCGGAGGACUCUGAGAAGCUGCGGCCUAUUCGAGUGCUCAUUCUCGACUCGCUCGGCACUCUAUUCCAUUCCAUGGACAAGACGACAACCGUCACUCUUGAAUAUGGCCAUCAUCAUAGUAAACCAAGCAAGCGAUGUCUUCAGUACUCGGACGACGUUUCACCGAGUCAUGAACAAGAUACAGAGGCUCCACCAGUGCUCCUGUACAAAGAUCAAUCCCUCCACUUUAAUCGGAUGCCCUUGGUGACCACGCGUGAAGCGAUGCUUGGUCUGGUUUGGGCCAACCAAUUAAACACCCGAAUGAUGCUCUCAAGAACAAAGAGAAGAAUGCGGCUCUCUACAAAAAACGGAGAAGCUACAAGCAACAAGCGACGCAAGACGACGGACGCAGACAAAUCGGAACGGUUUACUCGUCUUGCAGCAUUGUGGUAUCUCGAUGAAGAGGAGGAAGAUGAAUUAGAUACCUCUGUCACAAUACGUAAACUUGCGGUUGUGUUCAGCGCUACGUCCGCACCGUGCGUGAUGGACUUUAUCGUCCAAUCUGAAGGAGUUCAGGUGACGGAGGUCAACAACGCAAUCAAGGCUACCGUCACGUCGGUAGCACGAGAAAUGGCGGUCCAGAAAGAUUCAUCUCCAAAGGACGCACCCUUGCCUCUGACCCCUGGGUCACAAGAUGCAAGCGCCACCUCGAGAAGUUUCGCCGAACCUCAAGAAAAUGAUAAGGGAGAAGAAGAGUUUGAUGUGUUUGACGAAGCAGAGUGGGCCUCGUACGGCGAAGCGUUGGGCGACCUGGAAGAGCAGUGGGACACCUCGGAGCCAGAUAAUCAGUCGUCUAUACCUUCAGAUCCAGAAAUAGACGACGACAUUGUACUGGAGAGCAGCGACGUGGAAGAGAACCUCUUAUUAUGA
Messenger RNA from Serendipita indica DSM 11827, 1488 nucleotides. Lineage: Eukaryota; Fungi; Basidiomycota; Agaricomycetes; Sebacinales; Serendipitaceae. The record is from the annotation of a GenBank genome assembly.